AUUGGCGUAUUUUGUCGGAAGUCAAGCUUGUAUUGUGCGCACCACUGUAUCGAUCCUGCGGGAUUUAGUUCUCCUCACUGCAGCUUGCACAAUCGAAUUGUCCAAAACAGUAGUAAGAUUCUCCUUGCGGUGCACGGCGAGGGAUUUCCUCGCGACCUGCCACGAGUAGGAGAUGCAUUGCUGAUGAUGGCGCCGGGUUUACACCUCCUGAAGGCUCUCUGCAGUGACAGGCGCGUGUGUGGCAGCCGAUGACGAGUUUCGACACUACAUGCAGACCAACUACAGCGCUGGUAGCGCAGUUACUGGAGCGACAAGUUUUUGUUUCCGUUUGCUCCCCGCAGCGCAUUUAGCCGAUGGACCGAGUUGUAUCCGGCAUGGGUAAAGGGAAAGCGAACGCACCGGUCCGCCUGGAUUGCGACAAUCGGCAGGCUCGUCGACUGUCGUCUAGCGUCCGCUGGCCAGGCCGUUUGCUUCUAACAUACCUACUACUAGUGGCUCUGCACUGGCCCGCAACAGGCAUGGCAGCCUUGCAGUGCAGCCAGUGCAGCAAUUGUACGUUGCCGCAGGAGAUUGUCAGGAACCACGUUUGCCCGACUGCCGGUUCGCUGUGCACGGCAGUUGUAGACCUGACGGCCAGAACUAGCGACGGAGAGACCGACCUGUCGUGGACGCUGACUGAGCUAGGGUGUGCUGGUGGCGGUGGCGGCGCUCUUCCAGUGCGGUGCGACAUCCAGCUCAACGGCUCCUCCGUUGCAGAUGACAUGCUGACUUGCCAGGAUUCCGCUUGCACACCCAGUGCACUGUCGGCGGAGACCAUGCUGGCCCUGCGCGCAGGUCAAACGCAGCUGAGAGUGUGUUGCGCCAGCGACAAUUGCAACGAGCGACUGGCACUGGAAAUGCUGGCACUAGGACAAGCGGCAAACACUAUACUGCAGAUCCAUGCCAACGCCGCUCCGACUAUCGUGAUCCGUAGAGAAUCCAGAUUCACCAUCAAGACGUUGUACAUCUGCCUGGCAACCGUGAGUGGUGUGCUUCUGUUGAUGGUGCUCUUCUUCACCGCGUACAUCUGGUAUGACGGACAGCGGCGAGUGAGACAUCGACGCAAGGGACGGAUGGGGCUGGAACGGAAACCUUCGACGGCCGCCUCAGAGCGUGUCGUUAUCCGCCAGAGGAGCUGCUCCCCGCAGGCGACGUUCAGUCGAGGGUCGCCUGUGCGUACGCACCUGUGCACGCACAACCACGGCACGAGCAGGCAGAGCAGCUUCCGGCGGAGCACGGUCACGGUGGACCGAACAUCGCGCCUACUGGCCGAGAGCGUGGCGACGCUCACGCACGAGAGCAGCAGUCCCGACUCGACGACGGCUCACUACCAGGCCGCGGCAGCCCACGCGCAGAGCAGCAAUGGUCGACCAGUCAGUAUUGUGUCAGUGCAGCCCAGUCAACAGCUGACAGCAGCCAACUAUCAGCAAAGCAGCAAUGGUGUCCAAGAACGACUGCCCAGCCCGCCGAGCCCUAUCAUGAUUGCAAGCACGUCCACUGCAGCCGAUUCCGCCAGCUCAGCACAGAUUUCACAUUCGAGACCGCCACCUCAGCUACAUAUAGAUAACUCGUACAUGACCCCCAAUGGUCAUUCUGCUGCCGAGACCCCUGAAUCAAUUAGUGUGGAUGUGAAGCAGCGGCGGACAAUCUCGCUCAGCCGCAAGCGGACGCCAACAGCCCAUCGUCUUACCAGGGACAUGAAUGGUGAAGCCGUGCCAGUCAAGAUGGCAUCCCUAUCCGUAGCAUCGCAAGCUGAACAGAACAACUCGUUCAACAACCCAACAGUUGACAAUCCGGAGGAGCCUGAAAAGCGGCCAUCGACGGUCAGCGACAAGCUGCGACGGCUCGGCUUCGAUCACAUUCCGUCGCUCGACCAGGUCUGCCAGUCGCAGCAGAACGGCAGGGACGCUUCAAGCCCCGAGCUGUCCGACGUCGUGUCCGAAGAAGAUCACCCAGCCACGCAGCCGACCUGUAGCGUGUCAACGUUCUCCGCCAAACCCAACGGUCACUGUCCGCCUGCGUCCUCAACUUUUUCCAACCACCACGCCGAGUUGCCAGACAUGGAGCGGAGGAGACGAAAGAGAAACUUGGCAGACGCCUCAAUGACAGUUGUAUAGCUGCAGACCACCUAGUAACUCCUGUUCUUGAACCAACGGCAGGAUGCUGGCCGAUGGCGAUGUCAUAGCAGCAAAGCCUGUUGCAUAUCAGGCAUUCGGUGCGGAAUUUGUGGCGUACUCGUACAAUUGUCCAGCAGUACUUGAACAGAUCGGGAAUUUCCAUGAUGCAUCAAGUGUAUGGGUAUGGUCUUGGGCGUCGGUCACCUAGAGCCGGCAAAUUGGAAGCAAUUCCAGUCCUUCACCGACCAGAAUACCAUCCCGCCCCUGCUUGAUUGCUUCAUUCGGAUGAUGUCGAGCUCACGAAUAUCAUCACCACAAUCUGACUGGUGUUAAUGAAUCCCAGUCACAUCACUCGCUGUGGUGGCGGGGGUGGGGGAGAGAUGCCCAGUGAUAUCUUGGUACGAUGUUCGAACAGAAUUAUGACUAUAAAUUGGUUAUAUUUGUCUUUAUAUGAAUUGAGUGAGUGCAUGGGAACAUACCGAUAAUUGCUAAUACUAAUAAUUUUUUGCAGCCUCAUGUAUAAUAUGUUGAUUGUACCGGCUUUGUAAGGACCCCCAGGGACAACAAGACAAGAGGUCCUUUUAGACACCAACCGCCAGCUAGGCACGGUGAAAUGUCGUGUAAAAUACCAUUGCAACUGCAUGUAUUGUAUAUGCAUACACUAGUGUCACCAUCAAUAUGGCACUGUCGAGAAUCUGCUGAUAAUAAUUGUUCAAAGUUAUAUACGCAACUCUCAGAAUACAAGUCUAAAAACAUACGAAAAUACAAGAAGUAAUUGUAAAACUCCCCAAUUCGACGCCGUAAAACAAUAAUACAUUUUCUCCAUGCCUAAAUAUCGCCAUUGUAGGCUAAGGUUUGCUAACAUAUAAUUUUAAAGGCAAAUGGCUUAGUUUCUUCAAGUGCAAAUGGCUUAGUUCAUGUAAAAAUAAUAAAUUUUCUUGCUGGUUUCGAAUACUUGGUUCUUUGUCCUUGAAGGAGUUGAGAUUUUUAUCACAUAAAUUCGUAUUGAAUGCACAAUUGCAUAUAAUUAUACUGCAGACUGAGUGAUGUAUGGAUUAUGUACAGCA
Sycon ciliatum is the source of this 3223-nucleotide messenger RNA. RefSeq lists its product as uncharacterized. The record is from RefSeq and is a predicted model, not a curated record. The transcript has 3 exons. The coding region runs from base 354 to 2156 and encodes 600 amino acids. Lineage: Eukaryota; Metazoa; Porifera; Calcarea; Leucosolenida; Sycettidae.